AUGGCCGAUACUAUUAAUACGGAAACUGGCACACUGCCAGAAAUAAGUGGAAAUCAGCGAGCUAUUCCAAGGCCCAAUACUCGUGUUUAUCGUCGUAGCAAAGUAAUGUCAGAAUACCACCAACUGCCAAUGGCUUUACCCACGGCUUUCACUCCGAAUCCUAUGGCCGACUCAGCUCCCCUUCCCGCUCGCAAGAUCGCUACCACUCCUCGUCCAGUUCCUCACCAAAAUAUGUCCUCUGCUGCGUUAUCCCCACUACCAAUCCCGGUGCAUCACAAGGAAGCCUCCACUGCAUUGGAGUUGUCUCCAAUCGAUGUGGACUUGGCGCUCCCAGUUCGUGUCCCUGGCUCUCACUCGCCUGAUGACAGCAGUCUGGAAAGUCACAGUAUCACCUCAAAGUCCAUGUCAAAUGCUGAUAUGACCAUUGAUGAAUCACGUGCCGUUGUUUGUGACUCCAAUGACUACCCCCUGGAACCCGCUCCAGUUCCACCGAUUCCACUAGAGAAGGAGGCUCCUGAAGGGAUGUCGACGAACAAUAAG
This is a messenger RNA of Dicrocoelium dendriticum, 540 nucleotides long. NCBI's taxonomy places the organism in Eukaryota, Metazoa, Platyhelminthes, Trematoda, Plagiorchiida, Dicrocoeliidae. The record is from the annotation of a GenBank genome assembly.